Messenger RNA from Fusarium vanettenii 77-13-4, 1107 nucleotides. RefSeq lists its product as uncharacterized. The record is from RefSeq and is a predicted model, not a curated record. Lineage: Eukaryota; Fungi; Ascomycota; Sordariomycetes; Hypocreales; Nectriaceae. Gene Ontology annotation, molecular function: FMN binding; NADPH dehydrogenase activity. The transcript has a single exon. The coding region runs from base 1 to 1107 and encodes 368 amino acids.
AUGCUCUCCACUUCAAAACUCUUUCAGCCAAUUCGGCUGGGAAACAUGCAGCUACAGCACCGGAUCGCCAUGGCCCCCUUGACUCGAUUCCGAGCAGACGAAGAUCAAGUUCCCCUUCCACAAUGCCUCGAGUACUAUACCCAGAGAGCUAGCUCUCCUGGCACCCUGAUUAUUGCCGAGGCAACCUCCAUCUCUCCGCGUCACUCUGCAGGGCCACAUGCCCCCGGUAUAUGGUCGCAGGCCCAAAUCGAAGGCUGGAGGGAGAUCACCGAUGAAGUUCAUGCGAAGGGGUGUUUUAUGUACUGCCAGAUCUUUGCUCCUGGUCGUGCUGGCCACAAGGAGGGGUAUCCUCUAUACAGCUCCAGUGCUGUACCCAUGACCGACGGCGAUUCAGAUGCCGUUCCCCAAGAGAUGACUGAGUCGGAAAUCUGGGAUUGCAUCUCUGAUUUCAAAACGGCUUCCCACAACGCUAUCAAGGCUGGUUUUGACGGUGUAGAGUUACACGGAGCAAAUGGAUACCUCAUCGAUCAAUUCAGCCAGAACACCUGCAAUAUCCGAACCGACAGUUGGGGAGGCUCUGUUGAGAAUAGGUCCAGAUUUGUACUGGAAGCUACAAAGGCCGUGGUCGAAGCAAUUGGGUCUGAUAGGGUUGCUGUCAGACUCAGUCCCUGGAGCACGUUCCAGUCCAUGAAGAUGGAGGUGGAGCUCGCAACUCGACAGUUUUCACACAUCAUCCGGGGACUCAAGGAGCUGUUUCUCUCCUAUCUUCACCUGAUCGAGUCACGCGUCGUCAACAAUAUAGACUGCGAGAAGAAGGAGGGCCUAGAGUUUGCUUUUGACAUAUGGGGCAACCAGUCUCCCAUCUUGGUCGCUGGCGGAUUCAACAGUGAAUCUGCAAGGAAAGCGGUGGAACAGGAGUAUCAAGACCACGAUAUUCUAGUUGUGUUUGGAAGAUAUUUCGUCUCAACGCCCGACUUGGUAUUCAGAAUCAAGGAGGGCAUAGAGAUGAAUCCUUACGACCGCUUGACCUUUUACACACCUGUAGAGACUAAAGGGUACACUGACUACCCUUUCAGCAAGGAAUUCUUGGGCAAAGUGUCCGUUUAG